Messenger RNA from Cladocopium goreaui, 3861 nucleotides. NCBI's taxonomy places the organism in Eukaryota, Dinophyceae, Suessiales, Symbiodiniaceae. The record is from the annotation of a GenBank genome assembly.
AUGGCUGCAACUUCUUCAUGUGGGCGUGCCAGAGGCAAUGAUGGUCCCUCAAUCACCUUGAAGACCAAACUAGAGGUACCCUCGGCUCUGUUGAAAGCUCGAAUUCACCUCAAGGACGGCCUGGAUGCUGAAGCCUGGGGUGAGGGCGAUUGUGGAAACAAUCCACGUGGCUUUGAUUUUGCCAGCCGUUCUGUCUCCAUGGCUGGAGAUCGUGCGGGCUGUAUGGGACAAGCGGUCGAUUUGGUGAUGCUGAACACGGGCCAGCAACCGCUCCGAUUGCACGGCCGGUGGAUGGAGAUGGUUAACCGGGGUAAUCAGAUGCUAGCAGGGAUGGGAAUCGGAAGAAAGAAGGGAAAGAGGCUGAUAGGAGGUGCAAUGGCAGAGGUUGAGAAGGCGAAGCAGGAUGACGACGACUUGUCGGAAGUCGUUCGACCGAACGAUGGCAAGAAUUUGCUGUUGCCGCACCAAAAAUUUCGCCUGAUUUGGGACAUGGCAGGUCUCCUCCUGAUUUUGGUGGAUGCGGUCCUGCUUCCCCUGAGCUUAGCCUGGGAUGUCGGCAUAGAGCCGACCGACAACGUUGUAGGAACCUGGAUCAAUUGUUUCUCUUUCUUUCUAGCGCUGAUUUUCUGGAGCACCGACGUGCUGAUCCAGUUCAAUACGGGCUAUUAUCACAAUGGUCGCCUGGAGAUGUCACGGCGCCGCAUCGCUCAGCACUACACCCAAACCUGGCUGCUCUUCGACAUUUUGUUGAUCUCCUUGGAUGUGGCAACCGCGGUCUACCAAUUUGGGAUGUCGGAGAGUGGAGGAGCUUCGGUGCUCCGUAGCAUGCGGGCUCUGCGGGUGCUGCGGGCCUUUCGCUUGCUUCGGCUGUUGAAGAUGAGCCGUUUGAGUGCUGUCAUCGAAGAAGCGUCCAUCGCGGCAGGUCGCCAGUGGUUGGUGUUGGUGGUGGCCAUCGUGAACACUACUCUGACGAUUUUGGUUUGCGCCCAUGUCUUGGCUUGCUUUUGGUUUUGGAUCGGAAGGGAUCGCUUUGAAAAGCGGGAGAUCUCAUGGAUCGAGCUGUCGCAAGCGGAAAGCGUUUCAGGACCCAUUCAGUACAUGCACGCGCUGCAGUGGAUCCUAACGCCUCCAGCACCUUUAGUCGUGGCUGCUGAUAGCGGCUUGGAGCGAGCCUAUUGCAUCUUCCUUCAAGGCUGCACAGUAGUUGUCAUCGGUUCGUCCCUGUCAAAGAUCACAGGGACACUCACGGAGUUGAGGACCAUCAACUCAGAAGGGUCUCGUCGAAGACGAGAAGUGCGACAAUACUUGCAUGCACAGAAAGUCUCAAUGGAAUUGACAUCACGAAUCAUGUCAGAAGCCAAGAGCGAAGACCUGCGUUUCGUGGACUACAAAUUGGACCGUCAGUCUUCCGUGGCACUCGAUCCCAGUCUCUUGUCUCCUUCAUUGCGAAUAGAGCUUCAUGUGAGCCAACGCGGCCAUAUGCUGAAGCCUCAUCCACUGUUUGACUUGUUGAAUGAAAUUCAUCCAGAGGUCUUUGCCGCGAUCUGCGGAGCCGUGGAAAAGCAGGUCUUCGGAAAGAUGGAAAUGGUGUUUCAAGCACACUCCUGGGCAGAGUGCAUGUGGAUCACUGGCACGGGGAGAUUCUUAGUCGUCCCCAGUGAUGUAGGAUUUGACAUGGAUGACCUUACGAUAUCCAGAAGCGCUACAGUGGCUGAAGCAACACAGAGUUUCACAGGUUGCCACUGGUUCACGGAAGCUGCGCUCUUUGCCGAAGCCGUGACGCAUGAUUGCUCAUUGAGGGCGCUGACCUUCGCGGAAGCCUUCACUCUCAAGGGGGAGGAUCUGGCACGAACGCUCAUGAAUUCUCCCGACUGCACUGCGCUAUUCUGUGAGUACGGCAAGGAUUUGCUGGCGAAAAUCGCCAUUGAGAAGAGUAAGGACACAUGGAGCAGUGCCAAAGCGGAGGAGCGAUCCGGGGAUUUGGCGGGAUGCCGAAAUCGCCGGAGGAGCUGUCGAGAACUUGUUUGCAACAGACCCUUGGGCUGCAGGGAUCUGCAGGGACAAAGGAACUCCUAUUUCCAGGAGGUUCAUCCGGAUCCCAAGACGGUGUUGCACAAUGUCCACCUCUUCAAGGACGUGGUUUAUCUCCAAGCAUGGGCUACUGCAAGAGCGAGUGGCAUGGCGGAGAUGAAAAAGAUCUUGAAUGAUAGGUUCUGGACCCUGCAACGAAAAGGCAAGAGUUUGCUGUUUUCCCGCGGCGACUCCAACGCGAAAUCCGCUGUUGCAAAUUCAUCUGAGGACUUGCAGUUGGAGGCUGAAGUUCAGCAAGAAGAGGAAUACGUUGACAACACCUCCACGGUCAGCCCUGAGCAGUCGUACAAGAGGGCCAAAGAACAGCUGCAAGAUUUAGCUGAAGGACUUCUCAACAAGAAGGUGAAGGUGUCUGAAGUGGCCGGAUCCCUCUCAGACAGUAUCCCGGAGCUGAUGGAAAAGCGCGGCACUCACGAUGUCUUCGGUCAGGCGGAGACUGCCCAGAGUCGGAUCUUCCGAAAGAGGCGAAGAACCAAAAAGGCGGUGGAGAGGGAGAAGUCUGAGUCCUGCUGCAUCAGUCUGAUGGCACUCGUCGUUGGUUCCUACCAGGACUACACUGAACCUCAACCUCCACAGGCGCGACUCUCGGAGAAUCAAUGGAACCAGCUGCAAGAACUGGUCCAAUGGACACAACCAACGGCCUCGAUGAUCCGUGCUGCCCUGGUGCUCUUGGCCAUCCGGGCCUUGGGAAAAUCCAAACGCAUCCUGCAGCAGCUGCCACCCAACUACCAUCGACCCGAGACAGCGGUGAUUUUCUUGAUGAGGACCUAUCCGGAUGUGGUUCCUUCAGUGAAGUCUUUGGACGAAGAAGAGCUGGAACUGAUGUCUGAAGCGUUGGAAGUGCACAAGGACUUCAAUUUGGCUCAGAUGCUACAAGGAGAGAACGUGCCCGCCAGCGUCUUCCAGUUACAGGAAGUGAUCAAGCGCCUUGGUAUGGAAAUCUUCAGAUUUUACAUCCUCUUCCUCUUGGGCUUCAUGAGUGGCCUGGCAGGUGGCCAAGGUUCCAGGUUUAUGACGGCCAGGAAUGCCGGCUCGGUGAUUGCGGGCGUGACGACCUUGCUUCAUAUCCUGGACAGCAGCCCUCAAGCCAUCUAUUGGAGCUACAUCGAGCUGAGAGCGAGACAGCUGAACGGUAUCCCCUGCGGCAGUCCGGAGGACAUGGCAUUGGCGAGACUUGCUUGCCUGGCACGUGUGCAGGAUCAAAAGGGAUUCAAAUCCCUCCGGCAGAGCUGGGAACUCUUAUGGCUUCGCGAAAGAAAUACCUUGGUGCGUCACUUCCUUGCUGAUGGAAUUGAUGAGCACGCCUUUGUGUGCGAAUUUCUUCCAGAUUGUGUUGCCAAAGCACGUGACAAUCGACAUAUUGGACUUCCACUCCUGCUAGAGGUUUUGGUGAACCUCAUUGAACAUUUGCAGGGGGUGGAGAUCAAACUCAGCUCUGAGCAUCAGGGUGUCAAGAUGAUCAGUGUGAACCUUUCGGACAUGGCGGAGUUUAUUCCUAUCGUGCAGAACAGGUUCAUCUUCAGCACCUGCAUCUCCCGCAGCAAGAUCAAAAUGGAAGAUUCUCGAUGGUACUUGCAAAUGACCAGUGCGAACUGGUCUCGCACUCACGAGCCGGACAGUGACACGACAACAUUGGCCUAUGGUGUCAAGGAGCUUCUUCAAAGGCAGAAGUUCAUGCAAGUGACUGGGCCAGUUUUCUACAGUAAACGCAACCCAAGUGACUGGAAGAAAUGCUUCACUAAAAUGCUCAUCCCUCUUGUGCUGGACUAA